GUGGCGCGCGGAGGCCGGCGAGCAGUGGCGAGACAUGAUCGUGUACCGCGGGGCGCCCGAGCCGCUGACGCCCCCGCACUCCAGCCCCGAGAGUCUGCCCGUGGACCACCGCUUCCCGCCCUCGCUCCUAGCGAGCAUCCCCAAGUGCGGCGGCUGCCAGCAGCUCAUCCUGGACAGGUUCAUCCUGAAGGUGCUGGACCGCACGUGGCACGCCAAGUGCCUCAAGUGCAGCGAGUGCAGCGGCCAGCUGAGCGACAAGUGCUUCGCGCGCAACGGCCAGGUCUUCUGCAAGGAGGACUUCUUCAAGCGCUACGGGACCAAGUGCGCGGGCUGCGAGCAGGGAAUCCCCCCCACGCAGGUGGUGCGACGCGCGCAGGAGCACGUGUACCACCUACAGUGCUUCUCCUGCGUCAUGUGCAGCCGGCAGCUCAACACGGGGGACGAGUUCUACCUCAUGGAGGACCGCAAACUCGUCUGCAAGCCGGACUACGAGGCCGCCAAGUCCAAAGACGGUGCGUGCCUGGACGGGGACCAGCCGAACAAGCGGCCGCGGACGACGAUCACGGCGAAGCAGCUGGAGACGUUGAAGCUGGCGUACAACAACAGCCCGAAGCCGGCGAGGCACGUGCGCGAGCAGCUCAGCCAGGACACCGGCCUCGACAUGCGCGUCGUCCAGGUCUGGUUCCAGAACAGAAGAGCGAAGGAGAAGCGGCUGAAGAAGGACGCGGGCCGCACGCGCUGGAGCCAGUACUUCCGGUCGAUGAAGGGCGGCUCGUCGCCGCGGCAUGACAAGCUGCACGACAAGGACGACAAGCUCGACCUCGACUCCAACUUCAGCCACACGCACGACCUGAAUAGCAAUGACAGCUACAGCACGGUGGUGAAUAUGGGCAUGGACGGUGAGGGAUCGAGCCCGCAGUCAGGCAGCAGCCGGCCUGCAGGGCACUUCCUGCAUGGGGGCGGCACCGGCCCCGGCACACCGCCCUACCUGUCGGCCAGCCACUCCCCCACAGCGCUGGGACCUGCCUUCCCGUAUGCCGGUGACGGUCUCGCUGUCUACACCACGCUCGGUCAAGGACCACCUCCGGGGCACCUCCCACCAGGCCACCCUGGCCUGGCUAGCGGUCCAGCCUCUGAUCUCAGCAACAGCAGCAGCACUCACGGAUACCCCGAUUUUCCACCGAGUCCUGACUCCUGGCUGGGCGAAGUCGGAUCAGCACCCCCACCAGGUCCACCGGGGCCACCUGCACCGCAGCCGUACUGACCCCGCCACCCUACUGCCAGGCAUCGGCCUGCAUCCUAGUGACUGUCUAAUGAGAGUGGAAAGCUGCACAGUUGAUUCCUGCACAGACUGUUAUUAAAUUGCAUUAAGUUGUCUAUUGGGCUAAGAUUGCAGGAAUGUUUCAGCUACUAUCUCUGGGUUGUGGAAAGUGGUGUACACUUCUGUAUAAUAGACACUGUACCCUAAAAUUCGUGUGGAUGGAACACUAAGAAUUUUUAUUUAUUUCCUUUGGCUGUGGUGCACCAUGCAGCAAAUAACUAAUUUCGUGAAUACCACAUCUGGCACACAAUUCACUGCAUAUCUCCACUUUAUCAGAUGCCAUAUCUGCUGUAACAAUUUUUCGAAACAACAUAGUUUUGGUGCCAAUAGCAACAAUGGCUCUAAAUUUUGAUGUGACUUUGUCCUAAUACUGUUCCAUUACUCAUCAAAAGAUUUAGA
Molecule: messenger RNA, 1720 nt
Organism: Schistocerca nitens (vagrant locust)
Lineage: Eukaryota; Metazoa; Arthropoda; Insecta; Orthoptera; Acrididae
Gene: Lim3
Product: LIM/homeobox protein Lhx3
Exons: 7
Coding region: 35-1264 (409 amino acids)
Biological process (GO): regulation of transcription by RNA polymerase II; neuron differentiation
Cellular component (GO): nucleus
Molecular function (GO): DNA-binding transcription factor activity, RNA polymerase II-specific; RNA polymerase II transcription regulatory region sequence-specific DNA binding
Source: RefSeq, a predicted model, not a curated record